AUGUUGAGAACACAAGUCCUACGUGCGCAACGUUCCACUACCACAAGAAGAUUAAUCAAUCGUUCUUACUCCUCAUUUAAGGAGAUCAGAUUCGGUGUAGAGGCAAGAGCUUCUCUUUUAAAAGGUGUCGAAACUUUAGCUGAUGCCGUCUCUUCCACCUUGGGUCCAAAGGGUAGAAACGUUCUCAUUGAACAAUCUUUCGGUUCUCCAAAGAUCACUAAGGAUGGUGUCACUGUAGCAAAGGCAAUCACUCUUGAAGAUAAAUUUGAAAAUAUGGGUGCUAAAUUACUACAAGAAGUCGCUUCAAAGACAAAUGAAGCUGCUGGUGACGGUACCACUUCUGCUACUGUAUUAGGUAAGGCAAUUUUCACUGAAUCAGUCAAAAACGUCGCUGCUGGUUGUAACCCAAUGGAUUUAAGAAGAGGUUCUCAAAUUGCCGUUGAAAAAGUCAUUGAUUUCUUAACUAAGAAUAAAAAGGAAAUCACCACUUCCGAAGAAAUUGCUCAAGUUGCCACCAUUUCAGCUAAUGGUGAUUCCCACGUUGGUAAAUUAUUGGCUUCUGCAAUGGAAAAAGUUGGUAAAGAAGGUGUUAUCACUAUUAGAGAAGGAAGAACCCUUGAAGAUGAAUUAGAAGUCACCGAAGGUAUGAGAUUUGACCGUGGUUUCAUCUCUCCUUAUUUCAUCACCGACACCAAAUCUAAUAAAGUUGAAUUCGAAAAACCUUUAUUAUUAUUGAGUGAAAAGAAAAUUUCAUCCAUUCAGGACAUUUUACCAGCUUUGGAAUUGUCUAACCAAAGUAGAAGACCAUUAUUGAUCGUUGCUGAAGAUAUCGAUGGUGAAGCUUUAGCUGCUUGUAUCUUGAACAAAUUAAGAGGUCAAGUUAAAGUAUGUGCCGUCAAGGCUCCAGGAUUCGGUGAUAACAGAAAGAAUACUCUGGGCGAUAUUGCUAUCUUAACCGGUAGUACCGUCUUCACUGAAGAAUUAGAUUUGAAACCAGAAAACUGCACUUUGGAACAUCUGGGUUCUUGCGAUUCCAUUACCGUUACAAAGGAAGAUACCGUUGUGCUAAAUGGAAACGGUUCUAAAGAAGCCAUCGAAGAAAGAAUCGAACAGAUCAAAAACUCAAUUGAUCUAACCACUACCAAUUCUUACGAAAAGGAAAAACUACAAGAACGUUUAGCCAAAUUAUCUGGUGGUGUUGCCGUGAUCAGAGUUGGUGGUUCUUCGGAAGUUGAAGUCGGUGAAAAGAAGGACCGUUACGAUGACGCUUUGAAUGCCACCAGAGCCGCCGUCGAACAGGGUAUCUUACCAGGUGGUGGUACCGCUUUAGUUAAAGCCGCUAGAAUCUUGGAUGAUAUCCAAGUAGAAAAUUUCGAUCAAAAAUUAGGUGUCGAUAUUAUCAAGAAGGCUAUUACUAAACCUGCAAAACAAAUUAUUGACAAUGCUGGUGAAGAAGGCUCUGUAAUCGUUGGCAAAUUACUCGAUGAAUACGGAGAUUCUUUCACUAAAGGUUACGACUCCGCAAAGGGAGAAUACACUGACAUGUUGGAUGCUGGUAUCAUCGAUCCAUUCAAGGUUGUCAAAUCUGGUUUAGUUGACGCUUCUGGUGUGGCUUCAUUAUUAGCCACUACAGAAGUUGCUAUCGUUGACGCUCCAGAACCUGCUGGCCCAGCCCCUGGUGGUAUGCCAGGUAUGGGAGGUAUGCCAGGUAUGAUGUAG
Molecule: messenger RNA, 1719 nt
Organism: Kazachstania africana CBS 2517
Lineage: Eukaryota; Fungi; Ascomycota; Saccharomycetes; Saccharomycetales; Saccharomycetaceae
Gene: HSP60
Product: chaperone ATPase HSP60
Exons: 1
Coding region: 1-1719 (572 amino acids)
Biological process (GO): protein import into mitochondrial intermembrane space; apoptotic mitochondrial changes; protein refolding
Cellular component (GO): mitochondrial inner membrane; mitochondrial matrix
Molecular function (GO): ATP binding; ATP-dependent protein folding chaperone; protein-folding chaperone binding
Source: RefSeq, a predicted model, not a curated record